UGGGCCCUUGGUAUCCUAUGCACGAUCAUGUAAAGUUAAAUGGAGUUAAAGAGGGUCAAGCUAGGUUAAACUGGGAGUCCUUUAUACUUGCAUUGUUUACACUACUAAAAUGGACAAAAAAGUGGCAUAAUUAGGAUUUUAAUAUACAAUCUUGAUUAAUCAUAUCGAGUUUCAAAGAUGUUACAUUUCGGAAAACUGCUCCCCAAGACACUUCUCAAUGUGGUUUUAGCUUUAAUAUUUAUACUAUUUUUCUGUGAAUAUCUUAUAUAUUAUAUAGUACUUGUACAGUGCCAAUGGCCUGCUUUAAACCCUCAAAAAGAAGACCUCACUCUACAUACAGAAGCAACGGACAGGCCUAUCAAAGCAAUGUUUAUUGCGGAUACUCAUUUAUUAGGUCCCAGAGAGGGACAUUGGUUUGAUAAGUUACGAAGAGAAUGGCAAAUGUACAGAGUAUUUCAAACUAUGAUGACGAUACACAAACCAGAGGUGGUUUUCGUGUUAGGUGAUGUCUUUGAUGAGGGACAAUGGUGCAGUUCCACAGAAUUCGAAAAUUAUAUACGAAGAUUUCAUUCCCUGUUUUAUGUACCCAAGGACACACGUCUCUAUAUCGUCGCUGGGAAUCACGAUAUGGGAUUUCAUUAUGCAAUCACGCCGUAUCGUAAUCAGCGUUUCAUUAACGGUUUGAAGAGUCCAAGUGUGCGGCGACUGAGUAUAAGGGACAAUCAUUUCGUGCUGAUUAAUAGUAUGGCGUUGGAAGGAGAUGGCUGUUUCCUGUGCCGACCGACCGAGAUCGCGGUGAAUAAAAUAGCCAAAGAUCUGAAAUGUGCGAGAAAGAUGAGCAAUGAUUGUCGCAAUGCGAGCGCAAUAUCCAGAUAUAGUAGACCUAUAUUGUUGCAACAUUAUCCGAUGUAUCGAGAAUCGGACGAGAUCUGUAAUGAAUUGGAUCAGGCCCCCGACGAGAUAAAGGCCAUAAAGUUUCGGGAGCGGUGGGAAUGUUUGUCGAAGGAAGCCUCGGAACAACUUCUAGAUAUCUUCAAUCCGCGCCUGAUCGUCGCCGGACACACCCAUCACGGCUGCAGAAAAAUACAUCGAGAUGACGUUCUGGAAUUCACGAUCCCGUCCUUCAGCUGGCGCAAUAAGGUCAAUCCGUCUCUUCUGAUGGCUAUCGACGAGAUGGAGCAGAGGGAUCUCCCACAGGCGUUUCGCCUGCUGGGAGAGAUGAACGCCAAUGUUCUGCAGGUGAACCAGCUCGUGGACAACAUGCUGGUGCGCGUGAAGAACGGCGAGAUCUCGACGGACAAGGGCCUGAGUUUUCUCGAGAUGAAGUAUCACAUGUUACUCUCCUAUCUCAUCAAUCUCACCUACGUAGUAUUGAGAAAAUGUUCCGGCGAGCGUAUCGAAGGUGAUCCGUCGAUUGAUCGUCUGAUCGAGAUCAGGACUGUCCUAGAGAAAAUCCGACCAAUAGAUCACAAGCUCAAGUACCAAAUAGAUAAGCUCGUCAAGACUGCAGUGACCGGUACCAUCAACAGCGACGACCCCAGUAACUUCAGAGCGAAUCCCGACGCGCUGGUCGCCAAGCUCGAUAGUGAAGACUCCGACAGUGAUCAGGAGGAGGAGACAGACGGCUUCAAACCAACAACGCAGCAGUCUAGGAAGUCUAACGUUUAUGUGCCGCCGAAACUUGCUGCGGUGCAUUAUGAUGGUGAUGAAACAAUGGCGGAGAAGAUUCGCAAAGCCAGUGAAAGAGCUCGUAGACGUGCUGUAUCGAACACAGUUUUGCGAGAGUUGAAGGAGGAAUAUCUGGACGCACCUGUGGAAGACAGCCAGGGUCUGGGCGAGAAGCGGGCGAUUUUGGUACGCGAGGACAAACGGAAGAUCGAAUACGAAGAGAAUUAUAUGACGCGCUUACCCGUCACCAAGCAGGAGAAGCACAGACGUCGUCAGAUGACGACUCUGGGCACUCUCGGCGAUGAGAUCACCACUUUCGGCGAGUCAUCCGCCAAGUCCGCCAAGAAGAGAAAAGCUCAAAGGAAGGGCAAAGCUAAAAAGAAAAAAGCGGCAUCAUUAAGAAACGACUUCGGGACUUUGGCGAAACCUGGAGUUUCAUAUAGCAUUAACGAUUAAGGUAAAAGGCAAAAAAUAAAUUUAUUCGACUUUUUCUUCGAAACAAAAAGCAGAUGCCAUUAAUACUCGUUACUAAGUUAAGCUAAAAAUAACGUCGUAACGUCUAGUAAUUUAAAAAAAAAGGGCAACAUGUCGACAGUGGAGUAAAAAUAGCACGAUGGUAAUUUAUUACUGUAUAAGACAUACUAAUGGUCGUGUAAUUGAUAAUUCUAGUUAAUAAUGAUUUUAAUCUUUAACUGUUGUCUGAGAGAGAUCAAUUUUGAUCUGUGGAGUUGAGAGAUGAGAUCCAUCGCAAAAAGAACGGUAUUAUACUCGAGCGCGUGAACGUGGCGAGUGAAACGACGUCAAACACAAUGGCACAUACGAGCUUAAUGGAAAUUAUGUGUCGUAAUAGGGUAAUAUUGUAAUGUUGGAUCGAGUAGCGGACUAACGGCUCCAAGAUUGAAAAU
Molecule: messenger RNA, 2573 nt
Organism: Formica exsecta
Lineage: Eukaryota; Metazoa; Arthropoda; Insecta; Hymenoptera; Formicidae
Product: neuroguidin
Exons: 11
Coding region: 178-2124 (648 amino acids)
Biological process (GO): maturation of SSU-rRNA from tricistronic rRNA transcript (SSU-rRNA, 5.8S rRNA, LSU-rRNA); GPI anchor biosynthetic process
Cellular component (GO): nucleolus; small-subunit processome
Molecular function (GO): hydrolase activity
Source: RefSeq, a predicted model, not a curated record